AAGGGUGCCUUUUUAGUUUCAAGAGUCGGAUAUUGUAAUCCGAUCUAAUCCGAUCGAUCUCAGAUACUCGAAACUAAAGGUUGAAGAAGAAGAAGAUGCCUUGCCUUUACCUCUCCACCAACGUGAACCUGGAUGGAGUGGACAUUAAUCCCAUCUUCUCCGAAGCCACGAAAGCCAUCUCUGCCAUUACUGGGAAACCCGACACCCAUAUCAUGGUGUUACUCAAGGGAUCAGUUCCCAUAUCAUUUGGUGCGAGCACUAGUGAACCGGCGGCGUACGGUGAGCUAGUGGCGUUGGGCGGCAUUACAAAGGCGGUGAAGCGGGAGCUGAUCGCUACACUCGGCACGAUUCUGCAGAACUCGAAGCUCAGCGUCCCAAGGACUCGAUUUUUCCUUAAAGUUGUUGAUGUAAGUACUCCUAUGGGAUCCAAACUGUGAUGUGUAAAUCGCUGUUGUAAGAGAUGGGCAAUGGCUAUGCUUUCCCUCAUUUGUUGGCCAAAGAAAUAAAAAGAAGGCUUCGCAUUUUAUGCUUUGGCUUCUAACUUGCAGUGCAAAAUUUCAUCAAUAAUUAGGGUACGAAGCCAAUGACACAAAAGUUGAAUCAAUAAGUCACAAUGGUCCCUAAACUCCCAAUUGUAGUUGAAGAUUGUGACACUCUAAGGUUGCCAUAUACAACGAGGCAUGCACCAC
Molecule: messenger RNA, 689 nt
Organism: Fragaria vesca subsp. vesca
Lineage: Eukaryota; Viridiplantae; Streptophyta; Magnoliopsida; Rosales; Rosaceae
Product: macrophage migration inhibitory factor homolog
Exons: 2
Coding region: 96-437 (113 amino acids)
Molecular function (GO): phenylpyruvate tautomerase activity
Source: RefSeq, a predicted model, not a curated record